Molecule: messenger RNA, 4443 nt
Organism: Salvelinus fontinalis (brook trout)
Lineage: Eukaryota; Metazoa; Chordata; Actinopteri; Salmoniformes; Salmonidae
Product: D(1) dopamine receptor-like
Exons: 2
Coding region: 818-1984 (388 amino acids)
Biological process (GO): adenylate cyclase-activating adrenergic receptor signaling pathway
Cellular component (GO): membrane
Molecular function (GO): G protein-coupled receptor activity
Source: RefSeq, a predicted model, not a curated record
AGUGUUGCGAUGACGGGGAGAGAGAAUAGACGGGACUCCGUUGAGGGCAGCGCUGCGCAGACUAGGUGAUUUUUGGGUGCAACAUCCCAAAUGGGUCACGGAGGUUAGGCCUAAUCAACUGUCAAAUCAAAUGAUCAUUAUGCGCUUUCAACCGUCGUUAUUUAUCUGAUGGUCUGAAGUUAAGACCUAGGUCGGAGUUCGCCUACAAUUACCCUUUUUUUGUUUUCUUUUUCCUUUCACAUGGAUCGCGCUGUAGCAUAGGUUAUUUCCCACAGCUUUACAGAGAGUGAACAUAACUCAAUCCUGGACAAACAAGUUCUCAUUAAAAUGGAUUAAUGAUAUAUUUUCCCAAAGGAAUGUACUUUUGGAGAAGCGAUGCUGCUCUUGGAAAUCUCGAGGUUUGCUUUGUCCUGAUUAGAUUGAUCACAUGGGAUACAGAAGACAGAAGGACUCCUCUCACCCUGUACCGAGAUCUAAAACCUCUCCUAUCCCUGUGGGAAUAUGUACAACCAUCCACCUCUCCAGGACAAAGGAUGUCAGAAGUGAUACAGAGUCUGGAACAAUGCCAACCCCAGAGAGAGGCUGCCUGGAAUGUCUUUUACCUUGUUGUUUUUUAUUAUCACGGGACACAAACAAACAAACAAACAAGAAGAUGUUAUCAGAGAUGUUUGUUUGGAUGAAAGGGAGAAACCCAGUGGUCUUUCCUUCUGACCAGGCUCUUCUCUACACUAUGAGCUGAUUGACCCCUCUCUGCCCCCCCUCCACCCCCCCACACACACAAAUCGUCCCUCCCCUCCACCUGUCCUUCCAACCGACGAUGGAUCUGAUGAAUGAAACCACGGUCAUCACAGACAGCGACUUAUUGGAUGACUCCUCAACCCGCGUCCUGACUGGCUGUUUCCUCUCGCUGCUCAUCCUCUCCACGUUGCUCGGCAACAUCCUUGUGUGUGCCGCCGUCACCAAGUGCCGUCACCUGCGUUCCAAAGUCACCAACUUCUUUGUGAUCUCGUUGGCCGUCUCCGACCUCCUGGUCGCUGUACUGGUGAUGCCGUGGAAGGCCGUGACGGAGGUCGCAGGGUUCUGGCCGUUUGGCUCGUUCUGCGACACUUGGGUGGCGUUCGACAUCAUGUGCUCCACGGCAUCCAUCUUGAACCUGUGUGUGAUCAGCGUGGACCGUUACUGGGCAAUAUCCAGCCCGUUCCGCUAUGAGAGGAAUAUGACUCCUAAAGCUGCGUUUGUGAUGAUCAGCGUGGCCUGGACGCUCUCCGUCCUCAUCUCCUUCAUCCCCGUCCAGCUCAACUGGCACAAAGCCCAGGCCUUUACCUCUACCUCCAUCACUACCUCCACAACCACCCCCUACGGCCUCCAGGCCCCCCCAGACUCCUCUAACCCUGUUGGGGAUAACAACACACAUCAGGCCCCCCGGGACUGGGGCAACUGUCACUUCAGCCUGAACCGGACCUACGCCAUCUCUACCUCUCUUAUCAGCUUCUAUAUCCCAGUGAUUAUCAUGGUGGUCACCUACACACAGAUCUACCGCAUCGCCCACCGUCAGAUCAGAUGCAUCGCCACCCUAGAACGAGCCGCAGAGAGCGCCAAGAACCGACACAACAGCAUGGGAGGAUCCAGCAUCUCCGAAUCGGAGAGCUCAUUCAAGAUGACGUUCAAACGGGAGACAAAGGUCCUGAAGACGCUGACUCUGAUCGUGGGCGUGUUCGUGUGCUGCUGGCUGCCCUUCUUCAUCCUGAACUGCAUGGUCCCGUUCUGUGAGCUGUCACCCCCCGGUGGCGCGGCCUCCUUCACCUGUAUCAGUCCCACUACGUUUGAUGUGUUUGUGUGGUUCGGGUGGGCCAACUCUUCCAUCAACCCCAUCAUAUAUGCCUUCAACCCAGACUUCCGCAAGGCAUUCUCUAUCCUCUUGGGCUGCCACAGAUUCUGUCCCGGAGAUCACGGCAUGGGCACGUUUAGUCUCAAUAAGAAGUGAGCUCAGAGCUUCAGAAUUCCCAGUGGUAGUAAUAAAAAACAUACAUGGACAACAUCUGCUGAGACACUGGUCUCAGAAGAGGACCUACAGUACCAGCUGUCAUGAACAUCAGAGAACUAUAGCAUGCCAUCGUCUGCUGCAUUGUAUUGCCAUAAGCAAGCAGAGUAAGCACUACAACCUUGGUGUAAAAGGUUUGUUGUUGUCAUUGAGGGUGCCGCCACUUUGUGCAGUGUCACUGGGCAUAACAUACAGUGUGAUCUGAAAUGGCACUGCAAUAAGAGUCGAGUGACCCUUUGCAGUGUCUCUGACUGUGCAGUGAAUGCAGUACAUUUAGUGACACAUUGUCUCUGUGGAGUAGAUACUACAGUGAGUCAGGGCCCCAGACUCUGACCCAGUGAUCCAGUGACUGCAGACUAUAGUGAGUCAGGGCCCCAGACUCUGACGCAGUGAUCCAGUGACUGCAGACUAUAGUGAGUCAGGGCCCCAGACUCUGACCCAGUGAUCCAGUCAUCCAGUGAUUGCAGCCUAUAGUGAGUCAGGACCCCAGACUCUGACGCAGUGAUCCAGUGAGACCAGUGACUGCAGACUAUAAUGAGUCAGGGCCCCAGACUCUGACCCAGUGAUCCAGUGACUGCAGACUAUAGUGAGUCAGGGCCCCAGACUCUGACGCAGUGAUCCAGUGACUGCAGACUAUAGUGAGUCAGGGCCCCAGACUCUGACCCAGUGAUCCAGUCAUCCAGUGAUUGCAGCCUAUAGUGAGUCAGGACCCCAGACUCUGACCCAGUGAUCCAGUGACUGCAGACUAUAGUGAGUCAGGGCCCCAGACUCUGACCCAGUGAUCCAGUGACUGCAGACUAUAGUGAGUCAGGGCCCCAGACUCUGACGCAGUGAUCCAGUGAGACCAGUGACUGCAGACUAUAAUGAGUCAGGGCCCCAGACUCUGACCCAGUGAUCCAGUGACUGCAGACUAUAGUGAGUCAGGGCCCCAGACUCUGACGCAGUGAUCCAGUGACUGCAGACUAUGUUGAGUCAGGGCCCCAGACUCUGACCCAGUGAUCCAGUCAUCCAGUGAUUGCAGCCUAUAGUGAGUCAGGACCCCAGACUCUGACCCAGUGAUCCAGUGACUGCAGACUAUAGUGAGUCAGGGCCCCAGACUCUGACCCAGUGAUCCAGUGACUGCAGACUAUAGUGAGUCAGGGCCCCAGACUCUGACCCAGUGAUCCAGUGACUGCAGACUAUAGUGAGUCAGGGCCCCAGACUCUGACGCAGUGAUCCAGUGACUGCAGACUAUAGUGAGUCAGGGCCCCAGACUCUGACGCAGUGAUCCAGUGAGACCAGUGACUGCAGACUAUAAUGAGUCAGGGCCCCAGACUCUGACGCAGUGAUCCAGUGACUGCAGACUAUAGUGAGUCAGGGCCCCAGACUCUGACCCAGUGAUCCAGGGACUGCAGAUUAUAGUGAGUCAAGACCCCAGACUCUGACCCAGUGAUCCAGGGACUGCAGAUUAUAGUGAGUCAAGACCCCAGACUCUGACCCAGUGAUCCAGGGACUGCAGAUUAUAGUGAGUCAGGGCCCCAGACUCUGACCCAGUGACUGCAAACUGUGGUGCCCUUGGCCCCAGUAGAGAUUAAAAAGGGUGAAGUAUUUGAUAUUAAGACUGUGUGUGACAGAGUACAGGAAGAGAGAGAGUGCUGCUAACGAUACUCUGAGACGGAUAUUCCACAGACUGGGCAGGCAACACACGCACACACACACACACGAACACGUACGCUCACACACACACAUACACACACGUGCACACACAUUUUGACCACUACAGAUCUCAAAUGUCAUAGGGGUUUAAGACUACGAACCAAAUAAUAUUUACGUAUGAACAUAAACAUGUGAAUCAAUCCAGAAGUGACUUAGAAACUGCUCUACUGAAGCAGCUAGAACGAUUUCAGACUGUCCAAUAGAGAUUGAUAUUGUGUGCUUUACUGUGGAUUUAACAGAAUGUUAGAAAGAGGUCACUUUAUUACAAAAGUUAAGAGCUGUAAUACAGUACUUCAAGAAAAUAUAUUAUUCUUUGCAAACAGUAACUUUGUGUCUUUGUUAAAGUCCAUACCAAUACUGCCAUUGUUUUUAAUUGAUGGGGAACACCAAAUGACGGUCAACUGAAUAAUCUUUCUAAUGAUGGUAAUGAAAUUCAGAAAGCUUAAGGCUAUUUCAUAGCCUUAAUUUCACACCAGAUGCGACCAGGACUCACAGGUUGAAAUAUCAAAACUAACUCUGAAUCAAAUAUAUUAAUUUGGGGACAGGUCGAAAAGCAAGCAAAAUGUAUCUCAAUUUAGCUAGCUAGCUUGCUGUUGCUAGUGAAUUUGUCCUGGUAUAUAAUCAUUGGGGAUGGGUAUCGUUAAGAUUUGAACGGUAUUACUACUCUUACCGAUACUGCUUAUCGAUCCAAACAAAUUAAGAACAGA